AUUCAUGCAGUGUGGUCGUUGGAGGAAUUUUUCUAGCUCAAAUUCAGUCAUGGCCUUCAAGUAUCUUCUACCAUUGCUUUUACUGUCAUUGUUGGUUGCUAAUUGUGCCUCAAGGCCUUUGUAUCGUCUCCCAAGCGAAGCAAAACAUGCAACCAAGAAACCACUUCAGACUUCCCGUCCUUACAACCUUGCACACAGAGGAUCAAACGGAGAGCUCCCUGAAGAAACUGCUCCUGCAUAUAUGAGGGCCAUAGAGGAGGGUGCAGAUUUUAUAGAAACCGAUAUUUUGUCUUCCAAAGACGGUGUUCUUAUAUGUCACCACGAUGUUAAUCUCGAUGAUACAACCGAUGUUGCAGACCAUAAGGAGUUUGCAGACCGUAAGAGGACUUAUGAAGUCCAAGGAAUGAACAUGACCGGCUUCUUCACUGUUGAUUUUACUCUCAAAGAGCUGAAAACACUUGGUGCAAAGCAGAGGUAUCCUUUCAGGGAUCAACAAUACAAUGGUAAAUUCCCGAUUAUUACCUUCGACGAGUAUAUUUCGAUAGCACUGGAUGCACCUAGAGUGGUUGGGAUAUAUCCAGAGAUCAAGAAUCCGGUUUUCAUGAAUCAGCAAGUGAAGUGGGCGGAUGGUAAAAAAUUUGAAGAUAAAUUUGUGGAAACUUUGAAGAAAUAUGGAUACAAAGGCUCAUAUCUGUCUGAAGAUUGGUUAAAACAGCCAAUAUUUAUUCAGUCUUUUGCAGCAACUUCGCUAGUUUACAUUUCAAACAUGACAGACUCACCAAAAUUGUUUUUGAUCGACGAUGUCACUAUUCUUACCGAAGACACUAAUAAGACUUACGCAGAGAUCACAUCAGACGCAUAUUUGGAUUACAUUAAACCAUAUGUAAUUGGGAUUGGUCCAUGGAAAGACACAAUUGUUCCUGUGAACAAUAACCGUCUCAUGACACCAACAGAUUUAGUUGCGAGAGCACAUUCGCGUAAUCUUCAGGUCCAUCCAUACACAUACCGUAAUGAGAACCAGUUUCUGCAUUUAGAGUUUAAUCAGGACCCUUACCUAGAGUAUGAUUAUUGGCUCAAUAAGAUCGGUGUUGAUGGUUUGUUCACUGAUUUCACUGGAAGUCUACACAAUUACCAGGAAUUGAAGUCUCCUUUGCCUCAGCAACAGUGAUUCUCCAAUUGAAUUUGUUCUUUUCUUUCUUAUGCUAGUUUAUGUUCUCUUAGGAUUUUUUUUUACAAACCCAUGGAUGUUUCCAUUUUCUUCGAUUUCAUAAUAUAUUGCUUCUACUUUUUCCAAA
Molecule: messenger RNA, 1295 nt
Organism: Arabidopsis thaliana (thale cress)
Lineage: Eukaryota; Viridiplantae; Streptophyta; Magnoliopsida; Brassicales; Brassicaceae
Gene: GDPD6
Product: PLC-like phosphodiesterases superfamily protein
Exons: 7
Coding region: 5-1168 (387 amino acids)
Biological process (GO): lipid metabolic process
Cellular component (GO): membrane
Molecular function (GO): phosphoric diester hydrolase activity; glycerophosphodiester phosphodiesterase activity
Source: RefSeq, marked reviewed